AACCGAAUUAUUGACCGAUUCUCGAUUAAACGGAUUGGACUGGGCAGUUUGGUCUAGUUUUCAAAACUAUGGGUUAGUUAGGAGAUUUAGGACCGGCAUGCAAUGGACAUCUUUACUUUUGUGGUGUUGAGUUCCAAUUUGCUUAUUUUAUUAUUUGUAUUCUCGGAUGCUACUGAUAGCAUUACUAAAUCCCAAUUCCUUAGUGACAUAGAGAAGACAACCUUGGUCUCUAAAGAUGGAGGCUUUGCCCUGGGGUUCUUCAGUCCCGGUAAUUCCACUAACCGUUACUUGGGAAUUUGGUACAACAAUAUCACAGUUAAAACAGUUGUUUGGGUAGCAAACCGACUUAACCCAAUUAGCGACUUGUCUGGGGUGUUGAUGUUAAACAGUUCAGGUAGCCUUGUUCUUCUUAGCCAGAAUACGACUGUUGCUUGGUUGGCAAACUCAACAAAAGAGGUAGGGAGUCCAAUUGUUGAGCUUUUAGAUUCUGGAAAUCUAGUAUUAAGAGAAGAGAAUGAAGGAAACCCAGGACGCUAUUUGUGGCAAAGCUUUGACUAUCCUUCUGAUACGUGGCUACCUGGGAUGAAGCUUGGAUGGGACUUGAGGAUUGGCCUGAAUCGGCAUCUAUCUUCAUGGAAGAGUCCAGAUGACCCCUCACCUGGGGAACUGAGCUGGGGGAUUGAACUUCAUAAUUACCCUGAAUUUGUCAUGAAGACCGGCUCCCAGAAGUACUUCCGGUCCGGCCCAUGGAAUGGCCUUUUUUUCAGUGGUAUGCCAGAUUUGAAGUCCACCCAGGAUUAUAGCUUCACUUAUGUCUACAACAAAGAUGAGGUUUACUUCAAGUUUGAUAUGAUUCAAGAAUCUAUAAUCACAAGAGCAGUUUUGAGCCAAUCACAGUACGAGCGCUACAUAUGGGUUGAAGAAAAAAACAAAUGGAGCAUGUUAUUAUAUUUGCCAAGAGACAAAUGUGACACUUAUAAUUUAUGUGGUGCUUAUGGAAAUUGUAUCAUGGGUGAGUCCCCUGUCUGUCAAUGUGUAGAAGGAUUCAAGCCUAAAUCACUACAAACAUGGAACCCAGAAGAGUGGAAUAAGGGAUGUGAACGCAGCAAGCAAUUGAGCUGCCAGGAUAAAGAUAAAAUUGCGUUUGUUAAAUUUGUUGGACUCAAAUUGCCAGAUUCUACGAAUUCUUGGGUGGAAGAAAGCAUGGAUUUUGAGGAAUGUAGAGACAAAUGUUUGAACAACUGUAAUUGUACGGCUUUUACAAACUCAAAUAUCAGAUACGGAAUAAGUGGUUGUGCCAUGUGGUUUGGGGAUCUAAUUGAUAUUAGACAGAUCGCAGCUAAUAACAGGAUGGAUGUUGAUAGUCAGAAUGUAUAUGUUCGAAUGUCUGCAUCAGAGAAAGAGGUGAAAAACAAGCAAAAGAUGAAGGUGAUAAUGAUAGUUGUGGUUGCCAUUGCCGUAGCUUUUGGAGUACUAUUGAUUCUUUACUGCAUUUGUAAGAGGUCAGACUCCAGAGGCGCUUCUGGUAAUGAGCUCGGGUUCAAUGGCACCGUCUGA
This is a messenger RNA of Quercus lobata, 1557 nucleotides long. RefSeq names its product G-type lectin S-receptor-like serine/threonine-protein kinase At4g27290. The coding region runs from base 103 to 1557 and encodes 484 amino acids. Gene Ontology annotation, biological process: recognition of pollen. NCBI's taxonomy places the organism in Eukaryota, Viridiplantae, Streptophyta, Magnoliopsida, Fagales, Fagaceae. The transcript has 3 exons. The record is from RefSeq and is a predicted model, not a curated record.